AUGAUUGCGAUACAGUUUAUUUAUGCAGUAAUGUCUAUCUCAAGUAGGGCUGCUUUAUUAAAGGGAAUGAGUCCCAGGGUUUUUGUAGUCUAUCGGCAAGCUAUGGCUACCUUGGCUAUUGAAAAGACUAAGUUCAUGACAAUUAGUAUCAGAGCGCGGCGACGAAGCGGGCAUCAUGAAGGAAGCAUGUUGGGGUCCAACAUUGAGGAUGCUAGAGAGCAAACUCGUGGGAAGGAAACCGAGCCUAUUGCACGGGGCAGGGGCAGGAAGGAUAAAUCUCGUGAUGUCGUUGCUAACUUGGAGGCAAGGUUAGCCAAGGUGGAGCUAGCCAUGGCGAACACUCGAGAGGGGUUGGACUUGAUCGAGCAAAGCAUGGAAAAUGGUAUGAAGGAUCUUAGGGAACAAAUCCAAGACCUUCGUGAGGGGAUUCUAAUCUCACAAAUUCAACCAAUGUCGCACGAAGAGUUUGUCCUUCCAAGAAAGGUCUUGAGCAUUCUUGCUAGCAUGGAGUCAAGGAUGGAGGCCUUGGCCACUCGAAUGGAGGAAAAAUCGGCCAGGCUUUCUUUGGGAUGGAGGGGCUUUUCUUGGAUAUUUUUGGCUUCUAUUAUCGGUGUAACAGUCAAUCAAAACCUUUGUUUCGAGGAAAUGUACCUAGUCUCAUCAUUCAUGUCAAGUGUGAUGAUUAAUCUAGUUCCCGCACUCACCAUCCUAAUUGCAUCCAUGAUUGGGUUAGAGAAAAUAAAUAUCCGAAGCUUGAGAAGCAUUGCCAAGAUAGCUGGGACAGUCUUCUGUGCUGGGGGAGCCAAUUCCAUGACUUUGCUGAAGGGCCCAAAGCUACUCAACACAGAAUUUCUGCCAACAAAGUCUGCUUUUGGCUCGGGAGGCCAGAACUGGUUGCUAGGUUGUCUAUUUCUCUUUGCAGGCACUUGUUGCUGGUCCCUUUGGCUGAUUUUGCAGGUGCCCAUCUCAGCCACCUAUCCUGACAGCCUAUCUUCAUCUGCUUGGAUGUGCUUCUUUUCCACCUUACAAUCUGCAGUAGUGUCAUUCUUCUUAGAGCAAGACCCCAAAGCAUGGAUUUUGCGUUCAAAAUUUGAACUUGUCCGUUGUCUCUAUUCAGGAAUUAUAGGAUCCGGUCUUAACUACUUCCUCCAGGCAUGGUGCAUCUCACGUCGAGGUCCCCUCUUCUCUGCAAUGUUCAAUCCCUUAUGUACAGUAAUUGUGACCAUCUUGGAUCCUUUAUCUCUACAUGAGGAACUAUAUAUAGGAAGCUUAGUAGGUGCUGUUGCAGUGAUUAUUGGCUUGUACGUUGUGCUGUGGGGUAAAGCCAAAGACCUUGAAGAAUCCCAGACAGUGAGUAAUCCAGAGCUGCAAAAUAAUGAAGCAAAGAAUGUGCGAGUCUUGAUAGAUGAAUCCUCUAACAAAACAAGUUGUACAAUUGAUUUGAAGGAACCCCUUUUGCCUAGUCAGUCAAACUAA
Vitis vinifera (wine grape) is the source of this 1476-nucleotide messenger RNA. Its product is annotated as WAT1-related protein At4g30420. The coding region runs from base 1 to 1476 and encodes 491 amino acids. Gene Ontology annotation, molecular function: transmembrane transporter activity. Gene Ontology annotation, cellular component: plasma membrane. NCBI's taxonomy places the organism in Eukaryota, Viridiplantae, Streptophyta, Magnoliopsida, Vitales, Vitaceae. The transcript is spliced from 8 exons. The record is from RefSeq and is a predicted model, not a curated record.